This is a messenger RNA of Solanum dulcamara, 989 nucleotides long. RefSeq lists its product as uncharacterized. NCBI's taxonomy places the organism in Eukaryota, Viridiplantae, Streptophyta, Magnoliopsida, Solanales, Solanaceae. Bases 284 to 754 code for a protein of 156 amino acids. The transcript is spliced from 7 exons. The record is from RefSeq and is a predicted model, not a curated record.
UGCCGACAAAAGUUUGUAAUUGUAAUUUGCAAAAUAGCAUAACCUCAACUCAGUUUUUUUUUAUCAAUGUCAACGUAAAGUAACACUAGAGAGACCUCACCUCUCCCAAAUUCAAAUUUUGUGAAUCCACUAAAUCGCCCGCCCAAACACAUCCACAAUCAGCUCCUCCUCAAUCUCCUAAUUUCGAAUUUCUUUUCUUUUUUACUUCUCUCUGGUUCUAGGCUAUUUAAACAAUAGUCAAUACCAUACCCUAGGGAAACUAAUCUUCAUUCUCUGUUUCUUGAUGGCAAACUCAGAUUCUACUCUAGCUGUUCCUGCUUCUUCUGCUUCCCCUCUCUCUGCAAAGAAAGAGAAUGUGAUACCGGCUAGCUCCAAAAUCGCGGUACAUAUUUCCAGCUCCUUUAAUGAAUUGACUGAAUCAAGGCAAGAGCUGCUGAAUAGGAUUCAGAGCUUGAAAACAGAUCUUCAAAGCUGGAGAUAUAAGUUAGAUGGCCAAGUAAAGGUCUAUCGUGAUGAACUGUCGGAUCUCAAGAAAUCACUGAAUGUUGAAGUGGAGCAACUUAGAUCUGAAUUUCAAGAGUUAAAAACAACUCUUCAGCAACAGCAGGAAGAUGUCACUGCGAGCUUAAGAAACUUAGGGCUCCAGGAUGCCUCAGAAGAAACGAAAGAGGCCGAAGAUGUCAAGCCUGAUGUUAACAAUGAAGAGAAUGCUGAGGAUUUGCCUAAGGACAAUGGUAAAGACACUGAAGAGUAGGCUGAGUUAUGUGCAUCCUUUCCCUAAACUUCAUCUUCUUCGAUGAGAUAUGGCUGGGAAUUUUGUGCUAGGUUAAGUAAUCUUCUCUAUUCUCAUCUAUGAUGAGAUCAAGUCUUUCAUUGAAUUAGGUUUGGUGAAUGACUUCUUUUUUGUGAAGCUGUUAGUUCAAGGAUUUUAGUUGUAAUCUGAUGGAUCAUUUAAUAUUGCACGGAAGUCACUUAACUAUUUCUUGUAA